AGAUAAAAUUGUGUAGGAAAAGUCUAAAGUGGUAAUAUUUGUGAUGGAUCUAACUUAUAAAAAUGAUAAAGAUCGUUUUGGUCAUCUUUGUAACAACCAACAAUUUGCUGAUAUUUAUUUUAUAUUUAAAAAUGAUAAAGAACAUCAACGUAUUCCAGCUCACAAACUUAUUUUAUCGGUUGGAAGUGAUGUGUUUAAAACAAUGUUUUUUGGUAGUUUACCAACACAAACUGAUGAAAUUGAGAUACUUGACGUUGAACCGGAUGGAUUUAAGGCAUUACUUAAAUAUUUAUAUUCACAAGAAGUUCAAAUAAAUCCAGAAAUAGUGAUGAGUACUUUAUACGCAGCGAAAAAAUACAACGUGGCAGAAUUGGAACUGUUUUGUGUUGAUUUUUUGGAAAAGAGUUUAACAGCAAAUAAUGCGUUUUUAUUGUUAAAUCAAGCUAGAUUUUAUGAUGAGCUAGAAUUAGCUGAAUCAUGUUUAAAAGUGAUUGAGAAAAAUACAAGGGAGGCAUUAGAUUCUGAUUGUUUUAUCGAUAUAGAUUUGGGUACUUUGAUUGCUGUAUUAGAACGGAAAACUUUACAAGUGUUUGAAUCUGAUUUAUUUGAGGCUAUUUUUUUAUGGUCAAAAGUUGAAUGUGUUCGAAAAGAAUUACCAGUAACACCAGAAAAUCAACGUACCGUCUUGGGUCGAGCACUAUCGUUAAUUCUAUAUCCAUUAAUGACAUUUAAAAAAUUUGCAAACGGGCCAGUUCGAAGUCGAUUACUGACAGAUAUUCAAGUUACAAAAUUUUGUAUGAUUAUAGCCUCAAAAACAAAUUCUAUGGAGACGCCAAGAUGCAGUACUAAUCUUGCUCUUGCAAAGACUCCUGAGGUCCAUUUAAAAUUUAAUUAUUUAACACACCUUAUUCAAAAGCAACAACAUUUUAUUGAUUCGUUUGCAUUUAGUCAGCCUGUAGUUAUCGUAGGUUUUGCACUUCAUACAUAUUUGAUGAAAGAUAAAUCGAAGAUAACGUUGACUUUAAAGGAUUCGCUUCAGCCAGUUUUCGAUAUCACUCAAUGCAAUGAUUUAUCUUCAACAUCUUUAGAAUUACCAAUCAUAUUAAGCAGACCCUUUGUGAUUAAUUCAUCUGAGAUUUACACGAUCGAGACUCAGAUUGAGAAGCUUUCUGAUUGUGACCUGGCCCCACAAAAUUGUUUAAAUAAAAACUAUGGUGAGUUAAAUUGUGUAUAUUGUGGACGUUAUAAUAGAUAUCAAGUGGCAAAAAUGGCAGUAAUGGAACAUAUAAAACCAUUAAAUAUGAAUUCAGUUGAUUAUUUUAAUUUUAUCAAGUGUUCUGGCAUUAUUUCACAAAUUAUAUUUUACGAAGCAAACUCAAACGUGGACCCAGAAGAUGUUUUGGUGAGGUCAUUUGAUAUUUUCAAGAGUAACUAAUGCCAUAAUUUGUUCUUAAAUUUUUUUGCCUUGUAAUUUUUUUAUAUAAUUUCUUAAAAAAGUUAGUUUGCUUUACUUUUAAAAUGGA
This is a messenger RNA of Chrysoperla carnea, 1523 nucleotides long. Its product is annotated as BTB/POZ domain-containing protein 2-like. The transcript has 2 exons. Bases 44 to 1435 code for a protein of 463 amino acids. Gene Ontology annotation, molecular function: protein binding. Gene Ontology annotation, biological process: neurogenesis. Gene Ontology annotation, cellular component: P-body; cytosol. The record is from RefSeq and is a predicted model, not a curated record. NCBI's taxonomy places the organism in Eukaryota, Metazoa, Arthropoda, Insecta, Neuroptera, Chrysopidae.